AUGGCGUCAGGUCUCUUCGCGUCGCUGCCGAAGCCCAAGUACACCGGCGAACACGAGGAGGUCCCUACACACGCUCGACCAUCUGGACCGAGAAUCGUUGGGCGAGAUGCGAUAGAUGAAUCACAGAUCGUUCUGAGAAGGACAGGGCCUCCGCCAUAUGGCCAGCGGACAUCAUGGCGGCCGCGGGCACAAGAAGACUUCGGAGACGGUGGAGCCUUCCCAGAGGUGCCUGUUGCGCAGUACCCUUUGGGCAUGGGAAAGGCGGACACGGGAAAGAGCUCGAAUGCGCUGGCGCUGCAGGUUGACGCGGAGGGUAAGGUUAAAUACGACGCUAUUGCCCGGCAGGGUCACAGCGAUGACCGGAUUAUACAAUCAAGCUUCAAAGACCUCAUCCCUCUGAGACAACAGGCAAAUGCCGGUGAAAUUAGUCUGGACCGACCAACAGAAGAGGAGGUGGCAGAUACGACCGAACGAACUAAAUUGGCGCUGGAGAAGCUGGUCUCUGGUGCUGUCGCGGCACAGAAGCCCAAAAACGUCAAAGGCGGGAAGAGAGACGAUCCGACCUUCGUACGGUAUACACCAGCCAACCAGAUGGGCGAUAACUCGAAGAAGAACGACCGCAUAUUCAAGAUCGUACAAAAACAAGAGGAUCCGAUGGAGCCACCGAAAUUCAAGCACAAGAAGAUCCCACGAGGACCGCCAUCACCACCUCCUCCAGUCAUGCACUCACCUCCGAGAAAGUUGACGGCGGAAGAUCAAGAAGCGUGGAAGAUCCCACCGCCAGUCAGCAAUUGGAAGAAUCCGAAGGGCUACACUGUGCCUCUAGACAAGCGAUUGGCCGCAGAUGGUCGAGCGUUACAGGACGUCACAAUCAACGACAAGUUCGCCCAGUUCGCGGAAGCACUCUUCACCGCAGACCGACAUGCUCGAGAAGAGAUCAGCUUACGAGCUCAAAUGCAGCAGAAGCUGGCGGAGAAGGAGAAGCUGCAGAAAGAGGAACAUCUGCGAGAGAUGGCACGACAAGCCCGCGAGCAACGGCAAGCAUCGGCACGACGAGACUCGGACUCGCAUUCUCGAAGACGGCGGUCUCGCUCACGAUCCUACUCUGCAUCAUCUUAUUCGUCCAGAUCCGAAUCAGAUCCUGAGGCUAGCGCUGUCCGCGAACGUGAGCUUGCUCGUAAAGAGAAACGCGAGGAAGAUCAGCGGAAGCUACGACAGUCGCGAAUGGGCGCCGAGAAACGGAUGCAACAGAUGGCUCGAGAACAGAAUCGUGAUAUCUCUGAGAAGGUCGCGUUGGGUCUCGCAAAGCCAACGCAGAACAAGGAGACAAUGUACGACUCGCGACUCUUCAACCAGUCGUCUGGCUUCGACUCAGGCUUUAACGAAGACCAGCAUUACGACAAGCCACUGUUUGCUGCCCAAGAAGCCGCGAACCGGAUCUACCGCCCGACUGUGAACGAUGAUGCUGAUGAUGGCGGCGAGGAAGCAAGUACGAGGGAGAUGAACAAGAUCGAGAAGGGCAACAGAUUCGACAUUCUGGGCAAAGCGAAGCAAGGCUUCAAAGGCAGCGAUAGUAAGGCGGAGAGGGAAGCUGGCCCGGUCAUGUUCGAGAGGGACAAGGAAGAUCCGUUUGGAAUAGAUGCAUUGAUUGGCGAGGCGAAGGACAAAGCAGCGACCAGUUCGAAGAAGUAUGGUUUGGAGAGGGUUGAACGGGAUGAUGACGAGGGAGGGCGACGGAAGCGGGCCCGGGUGGACGACGAGGACUGA
Molecule: messenger RNA, 1767 nt
Organism: Cyphellophora attinorum
Lineage: Eukaryota; Fungi; Ascomycota; Eurotiomycetes; Chaetothyriales; Cyphellophoraceae
Product: Pre-mRNA-processing protein 45
Exons: 1
Coding region: 1-1767 (588 amino acids)
Biological process (GO): mRNA splicing, via spliceosome
Cellular component (GO): spliceosomal complex
Source: RefSeq, a predicted model, not a curated record